AUGUACAAGCUCGCCCGCUGCCGGCCCCUGACAAGCGCUCUCCGCGCUGCUGCUGAGAAGCCAUUGAAGAGAUCGGUGAUACAGCAGAGUAGAGCGCUGUCGAUACACGAAUAUAGAUCUGCCAAUCUGCUAGAAAGGUAUGGCGUUGGCGUUCCCAAGGGUGGCGUAGCUACGACCGCAGCAGAGGCAGAGAAGGUUGCUAAGGAGAUUGGUGGUGACGACGUGGUGAUAAAGGCACAGGUGCUUGCUGGUGGCCGAGGAAAGGGUACUUUCGACAAUGGCUUCAAGGGCGGUGUCAGAGUGGUCUACUCUCCCCGCGAAGCCGCCAUCCUCGCAGACCAGAUGAUCGGCCACAAGCUCAUCACCAAGCAGACCGGAGCCGCCGGCCGGCUCUGCAACGCCGUCUACAUCGUCGAGCGCAAGUUCGCGCGCCGAGAAUUCUACCUCGCCGUGCUCAUGGACCGCGCAACACAAGGGCCCGUCAUCGUCGCUUCAUCGCAGGGCGGCAUGGACAUUGAGGCCGUCGCCAAGGAGCACCCCGAAGCUAUCAUCACCACUCCAAUCAACAUCCACGAGGGCGUCACCGACGAGAUUGCACGGAACAUUGCGAACGAGCUUGGCUUCUCGGAGCAGUGCAUCGAGGAUGCGAAGAACACCAUUCAGAACCUAUACAAGGUUUUCAUGGAGCGGGAUGCAACGCAGAUUGAGAUCAACCCUCUAUCUGAGACGACGGACCACCAGGUCCUCGCCAUGGACGCUAAGCUCAACUUCGACGACAACGCCGAGUUCCGCCAGAAGGAGGUCUUCAGCUGGCGAGACUUCACCCAGGAGGAUCCCGAGGAAGUCAAGGCUGGUGAGGCAGGCCUCAACUUCAUCAAGCUGGACGGCGACAUCGGCUGCCUUGUCAACGGCGCCGGUCUCGCCAUGGCCACCAUGGACAUUAUCAAGCUGAACGGUGGCAACCCGGCCAACUUCCUCGACGUUGGAGGUGGUGCUACCCCUGAGGCUAUCAAGCAGGCUUUCGAGCUCAUCACUUCGGAUCCUAAGGUUACUGCUAUUUUGGUCAACAUCUUCGGUGGUAUUGUCAGGUGCGAUGCUAUUGCCAAGGGAUUGAUUUCGGUCGUCGAGUCGAUGAACCUGAGAACACCGAUUAUUGCACGAUUGCAGGGCACGAACAUGGAGCAGGCGCAUAAGCUGAUCAACGAAUCCGGCCUCAAGAUCUUCUCCAUCGACGACCUACAAGGCGCAGCCGAGAAAUCCGUCCAGUUCUCCAAGGUCGUCAAGAUGGCGCGCGACAUCGACGUAGGCGUCGAGUUCACCCUCGGUAUCUAA
This is a messenger RNA of Trematosphaeria pertusa, 1332 nucleotides long. RefSeq names its product succinyl-CoA ligase-like protein subunit beta. The transcript is spliced from 6 exons. Gene Ontology annotation, molecular function: metal ion binding; ATP binding; succinate-CoA ligase (ADP-forming) activity. The record is from RefSeq and is a predicted model, not a curated record. The coding region runs from base 1 to 1332 and encodes 443 amino acids. Gene Ontology annotation, cellular component: succinate-CoA ligase complex; mitochondrion. Gene Ontology annotation, biological process: tricarboxylic acid cycle; succinyl-CoA metabolic process. NCBI's taxonomy places the organism in Eukaryota, Fungi, Ascomycota, Dothideomycetes, Pleosporales, Trematosphaeriaceae.